AUGCGCGUGUCCAGCGUAACCCCGAGUCAUACGAACAAUAGCGUCAAUGUCGGCACCUGUACGAACAAGAAUGACGACAAUGACUGGACGAAAAACGAUGACGACGAUGCAGUCAACGCAGUAGCUGCUUUAACCCGAGCACUGGAUACACAACAAGUGGACGUGGCGGUACAUUAUCUGGAGCUAUUGCUGCUACGAAAAAGAACUCGCGAACAAGCAGCAAGUGAAGGUCAUGGACAUGGAAGAGCACCAUCAAGACUGCGACGACUUGAGACGCUGGAAAAAGCACUCAAGCAGAUGCGGUGCAAUAGUCACGUUUAUACUGACAGAGGACACGAGACAGGAGAGGGAGGAGGAGGGGGGUUAUUGCUGCGACGCGGCGGUGUACGCCAGACGUUUGCCACAGUUCCGUGUGAAUUGUCGUACCUCCAAUUGCAGCUCUUUGCCGUUCAGAAGCUACAACCCUGUAGCACAGCGUACAACGUCGUGCGAGCAUUGCGUUUCUCGGACGUACCGCUGGACUUGGACUCUUUGCGUCGCACGUGCAGCGCUCUUAUGACAAAGCAUGACGUACUGCGGACGUGCUUUGAUGUUGAUACAAAUGCAGGGGGUCAAGCAAGUCAAGUGGUGUACCCGAUAUCGUACUUCCAAGGGCAGUUUGACGUCUUGAAGAUCGUCCAGUGCGAUUUGCUUGCCGACGAUGGCAGCAGAGCAACUGACGACGACAUGGAACUUGCUGCUUUUGUCGCGGAGACGGUGGAUGAACCUUUUGAGUUGGCGCACCAGGCACCGAUUCGGGUGUUUGCUUUUACGUGUGCAGAUCGACAGUUGACUUCGCCGUGGAUUCUUGCGGUUGUGCUGCACCACAUCGUGACAGACGCAGCGUCUAGUCAGCUCUUCUGGCGCGACUUUCACUAUUUUUACGCACAGUUCUCGCACUGCAAGGACGGAGAGAUCACGACACCAUCGUUUGUACAGCAGACAGAGGAAAACGCUGUCAAUGCUACUUGCUUGACGUACCUAGAUUUUGCAGAAUGGCAGCGAGCACGACUGCGCUCCGGCGUAAUCGCUCCAUUGUUACAGUACUGGAUGCAGCAACUAACAGACGGUGGCGUACCAGCGCUACUCGAACUGCCAUUUGAUGCGAUACAGUCUGACGAACUCGACCGCAGAACGAUCGACAAAGUCGAUGCACUGGAUGCGACCACCGCAAAAGGAGACAUUGUGGUGUUCCAAUCGUCUCCUUCGCUGCAGAAAGCGUUCUCUGAGCUCUGUCACGCUCAAGGAGCAAGCAUGUUCAUGGGUCUUCUUGCAGUUUUCUACUUACUGAUUGAGCGCUUGUCAGGUCAACAAGAUUUUGUGAUCGGCGCACCUUUCUCAGGACGUGACUCUACGGAGCUCCAAGAUGUCAUGGGCUACUUUGUUAAUACUGUUCCACUGCGUUUAGGUCCAGGAUGCAGAGACAGCGAAGGUUUCAAGAGUUUCUUGGCAUCUGUGCGUAAGAUAGUACUCGAAGCUUACACCCAUUCUGAAGUCCCAUUUUACAAGAUCCUGGAACAUUUGCGUGCCUGUAGUCGUGGAGAUGAUGAACGGCGGUGGCAACACCCACUUUUUCAGACCAUGUUUUCGUGGGAACAAGUGGACACUUGCCCGGAUCCAGUCGGGUGCGUAGAGAUGGUGUUACCACAUCAGACAGCAAAGUUUGAUCUCAUGCUCUCCAUGCGGUACGGUCAUCUCGAAGAAGGUUCGCCGGAUCGCGUCUUGGAAGGAGUGAUGGAGUAUUCGACCGCCAAAUUUACCCGUGAUACCGUCCAACGCUUUACUAGUUACUAUUUGAGACUGCUGGAGCAGGUCACGAUCUCACCUAACAUUCCAGUGCGAUCGCCAUCUAUUUCCAUGCUCUCUGAUCUUGAACGUAAGCAACUCGUCUUGAAAUGGGGCAUGCCAGAGCCCUCAACAACCAAUGGAGUCAGCAAGAUGCCGGCAUUCGAAUUCCUGGACGAGUGUUUGUUUGACCAGGUACAAAAAACCCCACUGAAUACUGCUCUGCAUUUUGAGGGCACGCAGUGGACAUAUCAAGACUUGUGGGAUUAUAGCGGGUGCAUUGCAAAAGCGCUGUGCGCGCUUGACAUUCCUGGCAAUCUUACGACUGAUCUUCAUAUUGGGUUAUUGCUGGAUCGCGGGUUGGAGUAUGUAGCUGCAAUGGUCGGAAUACUGCGUCUGAAAGCGACGUUUGUACCGCUUGACUUGGAAUGUCCACGCAAACGCCUAUCCGUCAUCACCCGAGACAGUGGUCUCCAAGUAAUUAUCACACAGCGAAAACAUGAUGAGAUUGCAACGUAUGUAUCAGCCACGGCAAGGGACCCUGAGAACGAUAACGACUUCUUGCCAUGCAUUUUGCGCUACGAAGAUUUGGAUCUCGUCGUCUCCAAUCCAAAUGGCAUCUCUACAGUUCAUAAGCGUGCGAGCGAUGACAAACGACUACAGACACGCUCUGCACGAGAUGCUCAAGCAGCAACAGCGUACAUUCUGUACACGUCGGGGUCAACAGGUAGUCCGAAAGGCGUUAUGGUGCCUUACGCUGCUUUAAUGACUACUCUCUGGUGGACUGUGCGCACUUAUGCGGUAACAGCAUCCGACGUAUUCCUUCAGAGCACGUCUACCUGUUUGGACGGCUCGUUGUCCCAACUUUUUUCGCCUUUACUUGUCGGAGGAAGCGCUCGCAUUACACGUCCGAAAGGUUUACACGAGCUGCAUUACAUGCGGCAUGUACUGCUCGAUGCACCGCACGUCACGUUUUGUGUGUUCGUGCCUUCCUACUUCGCGCUGCUCCUUGAUUAUCUGAAUGGUCAAGGUGAUUCGUUCCCUACUUCAGUCAAACAUGUCGUGCUCGCAGGCGAGGCUUUUCCUAUUGAACUAGCACACCGGUUUUACAGGAUGCACGAAAAGAGCGCAACAUGUCUUGUCAACGAAUACGGACCGACCGAGGCGUCUAUUACAUCCACUGCUUUCCAGCUGCCUCGAUCACUGGCACUGCAAGGUUCAUCAAGUGUUCUCCACGGAUUACAGAGCAUUCCGAUUGGAAAACCAAUCGACGAUCAUCCGGUGAUUGUACUGGAUCUGCAGAAGCGACUUGCUCCGGUAAACGUCCCGGGUGAAUUGUACGUUGGUGGCGCGGGUCUUGCUCGAGGCUACCGACAUCGUCCAGAUCUGACUGAGAACGCUUUCAUUCUUCAUCAAGAUCUUGGAGAGGUUUUACCGCUAGAGAUGGAGUGUGGAAGACGAUGGUACAAGACAGGGGACUUGGUGAAGUGGUUACCAAGCGGUGAUCUCGUAUUCCUCGGACGAGCGGAUGCUCAAGUGAAGCAUCAUGGAAUGCGCAUUGAGCCACAGGAAGUACGCAACGUUCUGUUACGUCACGAAGGCGUAAAGGCUGUUGAGGUGCUUGUACUUUCUCAGGCUCGACCUUCAGGCUCGAAGCAGCAACAGACUUCUUCCGUUCUUGUCGCUUUUGUCAUGGCUGUUGAAAAUAUCAGUGACUCUAUCAACGAGAAACGCUUUUCCGACAAGCUGCGCUCGUACCUUCAUGAGCACCUACCGAUGCACAUGGUGCCCAAACUGAUUCAAGUUGUGCGCUGCUGGCCACGUACGCCAAGUGGGAAGGUCGAUCUUCGCAAGCUUGCAAAUUGGGCUAACGUGCACUCAAGUAGUACUGAAGCAACCAUGCAGGAUGCUGAUGGUGGCAGUGGGAGCACAAUUACUGUGCAAUUGGCCAUCGACAUAUUGCGUCAGGUUUGGAUGCAAGCUCUGGGAAUCAACAGCAUCUACGAUACCGAAGAGAUUGAUACGGAUCGGCAUGAAAAACGCUUGAUGUCGACGUCGUUCUUCGAGCUGGGUGGUGAUUCUCUAGCUGCGAUCCGAGCAAUUGCGCUUGCACGAGCACGAGGACUACCACUAGCCUUCGAGCAGUUCUUCCGCUCCUCCUCGCUUCCUGAAAUGGCAAGAAACGCGGCAACUUCAAUGACAAACUUACGAGAAUUGACGUCACAAACUCUAGUUCCACUCAACUGGCCGUCGACGAAAGCGCGUAGUUCGUUGCCAACGCUGUUUUUGUUCCACGAUGCUGUUGGCACGGUGUGGCAACUGCUCGAGUUAGCAAGACAACUGCCAUUUGCUGUCGUUGGCAUUCAGGCGUCAACCCCAUUUUCUGACGAUGGCACCAAUUCGAUUCUCGAAACGCAACCAUCUAGCGUGGAAGAGCUGGCUGAACUGUACUGGAACCAGAUUCGUGAACGGCAAAGCGAGGGUCCCUAUGCGCUCGGUGGCUUCUCGUUUGGCUGUCGAUUAGCGUAUGAGGUUGCACGCUUAGUAAUAAGGCACGGUCACAAGAUUCUGCCCCUCAUCCUGUUGGACGGGCUUCCUUUCGUGAUGCCAUCCAUCCAGCUGGAAGCAAACAAGGUGCAAGACUUGACGACUCGGCUCCGGAUUGACGAGUAUGCUAAUGAAGCAUUCAGUGACCCGUUCUUACGGCCGUUGCGGGUAAACUUUCGCAAAUUCUGCUCGCUGGAUCAGAACUAUCAACCGUACACGGUCGCUGAAGUGGAGCUGGCUUCCUCGAAACCAGCACCACCGAUUUGGCUUCAUGCUGACCUGUACAUGACGCAGCACUCGACAGCGGACGUUGCUCAGUAUCGACAGCUUGGUGUUUCCAUCACUAUUGUGAGCGCGAUACCAGAUUGCACUCACUUGACGAUGCUGCGCCAUCCCAGUGUUAAAGUGGUAGCUCGACAGAUUCAACAGCGUGCUAGCGCAGCAGCUCAUGUCGAUUGUUGA
Molecule: messenger RNA, 4833 nt
Organism: Peronospora matthiolae
Lineage: Eukaryota; Oomycota; Peronosporomycetes; Peronosporales; Peronosporaceae
Source: the annotation of a GenBank genome assembly